UCUCUUCCCCAUUUCGCUGCUUUGUUUUCAUUGUCGCUCUUUUGAUCAUGGCUGCUCAUUCUACCGAGGAACCGUUCCCCUUCCACGGGCUGCUUCCCAAAAAAGAAACCGGCGCCGCCUCUUACCUCACCAGGUUCCCCGAGUAUGAUGGCCGAGGGGUGCUCAUCGCCAUCCUCGACACCGGCGUGGAUCCCGGGGCCCCCGGCAUGCAGGUCACAACAGAGGGGAAGCCAAAGAUUGUCGACAUCAUUGAUACAACAGGCAGCGGUGACGUGAACAUGACCACGAUGGCCGAACCUAAAGAUGGGACAAUCGCCGCCCUCUCUGGCAGAACACUUAAGAUCCCUCCUGCCUGGGUCAAUCCAUCAGGGAAGUAUCGCAUUGGAGUUAAAAAUGGCUAUGAGUUCUUCCCUAAGGCUCUUAAAGAAAGAAUACAGAAAGAGCGAAAGGAGAAGAUGUGGGAUCCACCACACAGAGCAGCACUUGCUGAGGUCUGUCGCAAGACAGAAGAGUUUGACCUCACUCAUCCUACACCUUCACAGAUUGAGAAGUUGCAGAAAGAAGAGUUGCAGAGUCAGUCCGAGCUGCUAGCAUCACUAGAAAAGAAGUACAGCGAUCCUGGUCCUGUGUAUGACUGUGUGCUUUGGCAUGAUGGCAUCACAUGGAAGGCUGUCGUCGACACUUCAGAGUGUGGAGAACUGUCCCAGUGCACUGUACUGAGCUCAUACAGAGAGACACAAGAGUAUGCCACGUUAGGAAAUGCUGAGAUGCUUAACUACUCUGUUAAUAUUUAUGAUGAGGGAAACACACUCUGCAUUGUCACCAGUGGAGGCGCUCAUGGGACACAUGUGGCAAGCAUUGCAGCAGGUUACUUCCCAGAGGAACCUGAGCGUAAUGGUGUUUCCCCUGGUGCCCAAAUUCUGGCUGUGAAGAUUGGAGACACCCGCCUCAGCACCAUGGAGACAGGCACAGGACUCAUUCGCGCGAUGAUCGAAGUAAUCAACUACAAGUGUGACCUGGUCAAUUAUAGCUAUGGGGAAGCCACUCACUGGCCCAAUUCAGGGAGGAUUUGUGAAGUGAUCACAGAAGCUGUGCAGAAACACAAUGUGAUAUUUGUUUCAAGUGCGGGGAACAAUGGUCCCUGCCUGUCCACAGUCGGCUGCCCAGGAGGAACCACCAGCAGUGUCAUAGGUGUUGGAGCAUAUGUGACUCCCGAUAUGAUGGUGGCAGAGUAUUCCCUGAGGGAGAAGCUGCCUCCCAACCAGUACACCUGGUCGUCCAGGGGCCCCAGUACUGAUGGGGCUCUGGGGGUCAGCAUCAGUGCUCCUGGCGGUGCCAUUGCAUCUGUACCCAACUGGACCCUUCGUGGUACCCAGCUAAUGAACGGCACUUCCAUGUCAUCCCCCAAUGCCUGUGGAGGCAUUGCACUUGUCUUGUCAGGACUGAAACAGAAUGGGAUCACUCCCUCUGUUCCUGCUGUGAGGAGAGCAUUGGAAAACACAGCUCUGAAGGUCGAUGACAUUGAGGUGUUUGCACAGGGCCAUGGAAUAAUCCAGGUGGACAGGGCUUUAGACUACCUCACUCAGCAUGCCUCUUUACCCACGAGUCACCUGGGCUUCUCAGUAAGCGUGGGAACUCAGAGAGGCAUCUACCUCAGGGAUCCAGGCCAGAUUCUUGCACCUUCAGAUCAUGGAGUAGGCAUUGAACCCAUCUUCCCAGAGAACACAGGAAACUCUGAGCGAAUCUCUUUGCAGUUACACUUGGCGCUCACAUGUGCCGCCCCGUGGGUCCAGUGCCCCUCCCAUCUAGAGCUGAUGAACCAGUGUCGUCAUGUCAACGUCCGCAUCGACCCUGUGGGGCUGAGGGAGGGAGUGCACUACACAGAGGUGUGCGGGUAUGAUACAGCGGCACCUAGCUGUGGCCCACUAUUCAGAGUCCCAAUUACAGUCAUUAUCCCAGCCAAAGUGACAGAUAGUCGUAAUCAGGAAGUGUGCUUCUCAGACGUCCACUUCAGACCGGGCCAGAUCAGACGCCACUUCAUCACUGUUCCUCAGGGAGCCUCCUGGGCAGAAAUCACACUGACCUCUCAUUCAGGAGAUGUGUCGUCAAAGUUUGUUCUUCACGCAGUGCACCUGGUCAAGCAGAGAGCCUACAGAGCUAAUGAGUUCUACAAGUUCUCCUCACUGUUGGAAAGAGGCUCACUAACCGAAGCUUUCCCCGUUCUGUCGGGUAGAGUAGUAGAAUUUUGCAUUGCACGCUGGUGGGCGAGCCUGGGUGAAGUCACGGUGGACUACAGCAUCUCAUUCCAUGGACUCAACACCUCUCCUUCACCGCUGCACAUACAUGCUUCAGAGGGAGUGACGAGUUUCGAUGUGUCAUCGCCGCUGAGAUAUGAGGAGGUGUCCCCGACUAUCACCCUCAAGUCAUGGGUUCAGCCCUUGAGGCCCUUAAGCUCAAAGAUAAAAGCCUUGGGAGUGAGAGAUGUUCUGCCUAACAACAGACAACUUUACGAGAUUGUCCUCACCUACAGCUUUCACCAGCCUAAAACUGGAGAGGUUACACCCAGCUGUCCAAUGCUGUGUGAGCUGCUGUAUGAGUCUGAGUUUGACAGUCAGCUCUGGAUGCUGUUUGAUCAGAACAAGAGACUGCUGGGCUCAGGGGAUGCUUACCCACACCAGUAUUCUCUGAAGCUGGAAAAGGGAGACUACACUGUACGUCUGCAGGUUCGCCACGAGCAGUCCACUGAGCUGGAGCGCCUUAAAGACCUGCCGUUCGUGGUUUCUCACCGUUUAUCCACCACCCUCAGUCUGGAUGUGUACGAGACACAUCGCGCUGCCCUCAUGUCCAAGAAGAAGGCAAACUCUGUCACCUUGUGCCCGGGGGCUACCCAGCCUUUCUACGUCACGGCCCUGCCAGAUGACAAGAUCCCCAAGGGAACGAGUCCAGGAUGCUACCUAUCAGGUUCUCUCGUUGUACCCAAGAGCGAGUAUGGCAAGAAAGCUGGGCAGGCCUCUGCAAAACGACAAGGAAAGUUUAAAAAGGAUAUUGUUCCAGUCAUCUAUCACUUAAUUCCUGCUCCCAACAAAACAAAGAAUGGAGGGAAGGAGAAAGACAAAGAAGGAGACAAAGAGAAAGACGUCAAAGAGGAAUUUGCCGAAGCCAUGAGAGAUUUGAAGAUUCAGUGGAUGACAAAGUUGGACUCCAGCUCCAUCUAUGAUGAACUGAUGGAAAAUUACUCUGAUUACCUUCCACUACAUGUGCAAAGACUACACCAGCUGGACUCAGAAAAGGAGCGUGUAAAACGUCUCAGAGAGGUGGGGUCGGCGGCAGACAUCGUCAUCUCACACAUCGACCAAACAGCCUUGGCUGUUUACUUCACCAUGAAGACAGACCCACGGCCGGAAGCUGCUUCUAUCAAGACUGACAUGGAGAAGCAGAAGUCAUCUCUGCUGGAUGCUCUGUGCAGGAAGGGCUGUGCUCUGGCUGACCAGCUCCUGCUGCCUCCUGCAUCACAGGACGGCGCCAGUGCUGUUGCCACGGGACAAACAGCAGCAGAGGAGGUUGUGGAGCAGGUGGCCAGCAGCUCUGACGACACCCUGCAGAAUGUAGCCAAAGCACUCACGGAUGUGUUUUGGGAGGUGCAGAAGUGGGCGGAGCUAACUGACUCCAAGGUGUUGAUGUUUUCAUAUAAGCAUGCUCUGGUGAACAAGAUGUAUGGCCGAGCCUUAAAAUAUGCGUCAAAGAUGGUGGAGGAGAAGCCCAGCAAAGAGAACAUGAAGAACUGCAUCCAGCUCAUGCGUCACCUCCGAUGGACACACUGCGCUACCUUCAGUGAGAACUGGCUACCUGUCAUGUACCCCACAGACUACACACCGUUCUAGACGCAAACAAACAAACACACACACACGUGCAUGCAUAGGCAGCAUGGCGACACACGGUCCAUUACGUGGUAACUUUGAUAUCAUGUCCCUCAGGGUCACAUGGUCUAUGCAUCUGACCAACCAGCUGCCUCCUGAGACUUUUUGUUGUUUUGUUUUGUUUUUCAAAUACAAACGUGGGUGAACACCAAAAUAAAGGAUAGCACCGAGUUAAAAUGGUUUAUUGCACUUGACACCUUGUGAAGUGGAGGAGGUUUGUUCAGAGGUUACCUGUAAAUGUCUUGCUGAGUGUCACAGCUCUCUGUCUCAGCUGUUCAUUUGAAUGUUGCCAACAGAAAAACAAUAGUCAGUUAAAAUGUUUAACGCUCUAAACUCACCGAGACUAGUUGACACUGUAGCGGUGGUGUCUUUGUUCGGUGUUGUCCUUUAUUUUGUUGUCAUCUACUAAUUUGUAGGCUUUUACAUCCACCCAUGCUCAACUGUCCAGAAUCCAUAUCAUAUAAAUAACUGUAAAUACUGUAAAAAAGGGCCAGUGUGGACUCCAGUGAUGCAUCCCAAGUCUUUAAAAAGUAACUGUGACCCCACUUAUGAAAACGGCAGAAAACUCAAAGCUAGUCAUUAUGAUACUGCAGUGAGAAGACAGGAGGACUGGCUGCUGCAAGAUGUUCUGACAUAGGAGGCCAUGCCGAGUCUGCCUGAUCCCUGAAUUAAAAGGGACAGAACGUGAUCUCCUUUUUCUUUCUUUUAAAAAAAAAAAAAAUUCCCAGCCAGGCGGGGUUGAUAAAGUUUAGUCUUGUCUGUCUCACGUCACAAAACAGUGUUGAGGUGCCUUUCUACAUGUACCUUACAUUUUCCGAUGGGAUGAAAAACAGCGCAAGGGUUUAGAUCGCAGGAAGCUGCGCAGUCAGUUGUGUCCGGCAACAGUCUGGUUGACUGUUGACUUGCAGUCAUUUCACCUAUCGAUCUUCGGUGUCGAAUGUGGUUUCAAAGCUCAAAACCGGCAGCAUGAUGUGUCCGUGCACUGUAUGCAGGCCGUCAGUGACUUGUUGGGUAACAGGAAGCCGCACUUUGUUGGCUCCCUCUUACUUCCAGAGGUGUUGGCCACCUGCUUCACGCUGCAGUUACCUGAGCGGCACGCUUGACGACCACCUAACAGACCUCACUAACAUAAUGAUGCAGUUGUGGGCAGCAGUGAGAUGUUCAGGUCAGAUUUCACAGCCCAGUGUUCACACAGUAUUAGAGAUGUUUCUGUGCAGCAUUCAGAAUGUUGCACUUGUACACAGUGUCAUAAAAAGAAAAAAAUGUACAUACACACGUAACAUACAGAAUAUUAAGAUGCAAUAGGUAUAUAAUACAAAUAUUAUUCUAAUUGAUGUAUUUUGCAUAUAUGCAUGUCUUCUAGGAUGUAAGGAAAAAUACUUUUAUGUGGAAGCAGAUUUUAGUUUGUUUCAAUUUGAAAGAUUUUUAAUCUGAGGCGAGAUACUGACAAUAAUCCACUGUUAUUUUCAUGGGUGUGUGUUUGUGAAUGACUUUACAUGUACUCGUGAGCAUAUUUUCUGUACGUGAACAUUUUUCCCAACAGAAAUGAAACAUUUAGAUGGGGGAGGGGUGGGUUCUUCAGAUACCUUAUUUGCUUUAGAGGACCGCGCAAGUGUUUUUGCCUGUUUUCACUCAUUUAACACAAAUCACAUACACUUUACAUCACAGCUAUUGUUUAACGUGUUAUGGGAUUUUUUUUUUUUUUUUAAUGACUGAUCCAUAUGUGCAGGAAGCCAUAAUCAUUGUUUCUUUUAUGUGUUUGCAAGAUCUCAGUUUAAAUUUCUGGCCAAUACCAAGUCUUGUCAACAUGGCACCUAUUAUCACAUUGAAAAUCAACAGCCAAGUGUUUGAUUCAAGAAUCAGGUUUGUUGUUGUAGUUGCAGCUUGAUCCUGAGAGAGCCGGUUUCAAAGGUCUGGUUACUUCCAGAUUUCUUUCAUUCUUAAACCUGUCAAUCAUGGUAACAGUUUUAGAAUAGCAAAAGGCUGUAUAUAACUUUGUUCCAUAUGUUUUCUCAUAUGUGGCUAUUUCCCAAAACCUGUGAAAAGGCUUUGAUGUGUAUAAUCUGUGGUGUUUUCCCUGUAUUUCUAGUUUUUGGAAAUUCAUGAAAGACAAUCGCUGUACAGAAUCAAAGGUAAAAUGUAAAGAUAAUGCAUGGUUUGCAAUUGAGGAGUUAAAACUUUCAAAAGCACCUGUUUGGUCCUAUAAAGUACUUCACCUGACUCUUUAACAAAUGGGGACGACAUAAUCAGUUUUUAUCUUUUUUAUAUUCAUGAUUUUUCUCACUUUUAAAUCGAUAAAGCAAAAAGUGUGAUUUUCUGUCUCAUCUGUAUCGUUAUCAGUUUAACCAAAGAAUGAUUUUUAGUGUUAAGCUGGUUUAAGUGUCAGCAGAAGCGUGAGGGCAUAACAAAUUUGAAUAGAAGAAGAAAAUAGGUUCUUCUCCAAGGAUGAGAUAUCAAUGUGGCUCUAGUUAUCAGUUUCAUCUUACACUGGUGUUGUUUUAAGCCCUCUCACCAGUGGAAGGUCCAUGCUCAAGAAUGUAAAAGCAGCUGCUUUGCAAGCCUCCCGUCCUCAUGGGAGUAAAGAGUCUUUUCUUGGAGUGAAACGGGGUGUCACAACUCGUGUUUACUCGGGGGUAAGAGCUCCCUGUGUUUCUCGUAUCACUUUCGGUUGCAGCCCCAGCACAAGCCUCUCCAGGUGCGCAGGGGUUUGCUGGGAUUAAUCGAGUUUCGACAGAAUUUGUGCACUUCUUUUGUUUUUUUCUUUUUCUUCCUCCUUGCUGUGUUUGGGUUUUUGUUCAGACAGAUCUAUCUCCAGUACACGUUGCCAAUGACAGUCUCUCCGAAAAUGGCCUUAACUUUCACCACGGGACUUUUGCCGUCCACUUCUGGCACCAAACAGACUUCUCAUAUCUGUCGCUCUCGCUCUGCUGGUGUCAGGAAAGACUUCAGAAAUUGCUUCUUAUGGAUGUUGAGUGUUUAUAUUUAUAGUCAUAAAAUCUAGUAAAUGCCAAUAUUUUAAAGAAUGUUGCGAGAAUAAGGUUGUAUGCUCUUAGUAUUAUUUUAUACCCAUUCUUCCACAGUGACGUGGGAAAGACCCAAACUGCUGUCACACUAUUUUGUGGUCACAUGGAAUUAAGUCACAAACCAGAAACAGGACACUGAAUAAAAAUGAUUUGGAAGAAUUAAAGUGUUCACGGGUCGUCACUUGUACGUACGGCGGAUAAGAUUUUUAGGAGUCAACCCAUCUGACUGCAAUUUCUGUGCUUUGUUGUGUCUUGUAAAAUAAAUUGCACAUUGUGUGUUGCAAGAUAGUGACUGGUCAAGAACAUGCUGAGACAAAGGGUUUUCUUUAAAGUUAUUAUUUAUACCUGUGUGUAGAUAUAAAAAUGUUAAAAAAAAAAAAAAAAAUUCACAUGCCAAAAAUUGACAGACAUUUCAUAACGGACACAGACUCAGUGAGAUACGGUUACAUUAGAUUUUU
Molecule: messenger RNA, 7398 nt
Organism: Stegastes partitus (bicolor damselfish)
Lineage: Eukaryota; Metazoa; Chordata; Actinopteri; Pomacentridae
Gene: tpp2
Product: tripeptidyl peptidase 2
Exons: 29
Coding region: 48-3881 (1277 amino acids)
Biological process (GO): proteolysis
Cellular component (GO): cytosol
Molecular function (GO): tripeptidyl-peptidase activity; serine-type endopeptidase activity
Source: RefSeq, a predicted model, not a curated record